UAACAACAACCACAGAAGCUCCGACAACCACACCAGCUCCAACACCAACCACAGCAGCUCCGACAACAACCACAGACACUACAUCAACAACAACAGACGCUACUUCAACAAUGACAGCAGCCCCAACAACAACCACACCAGCUCCAACUACAACCACAGAAGCUCCAACAACCACAGAAGCUCCAACAACAACCACGGCAGCUCCAACAACAACCACAGAAACUUCAACAACAACCACAGAAACAACAACAGAAACUUCAACAACAACCACAGAAUCUCCAACAACCACACCAACUCCAACUACAACCACAGAACUUCCAACUACAACCACAGAAGCUCCAACAACCACAGCAGACCCAACAACAACCACACCAGCUCCAACUACAACCACAGAAGCUCCAACAACCACAGAAGCUCCAACAACAACCACAGAAACUCCAACAACAACCACAGAAUCUACAACAACCACACCAACUCCAACUACAACCACAGCAGCUCCAACAACAACCACAGAACCUCUAACAACAACCACAGAAGCUCCGACAACCACACAAGCUCCAACUACCACCACACUAGCUCCAACAACAACCACAGAAGCUCCAACAACCACAGCAGAUCCAACAACAACCACACCAGCUCCAACUACAACCACAGGAGCUCCAACAACCACAGAAGCUCCAACAACAACCACGGCAGCUCCAACAACAACCACAGAAACUUCAACAACAACCACAGAAUCUCCAACAAACACACCAACUACAACUACAACCACAGCAGCUCCUACUUCAACCACAGAACCUGUAGCUACAACCACAGAAGUUCCAACAACCACAGAAGCUCCAACAACAACCACAGCAGCUCAAACAACAACCACAGAAACUUCAACAACAACCACAGAAUUUCCAACAACCACACCAACUCCAACUACAACCACAGCAGCUCCAACAACAACCACAGAACCUCUAACAACAACCACAGAAGCUCCGACAACCACACCAGCUCCAACACCAACCACAGCAGCUCCGACAACAACCACAGACACUACAUCAACAACAACAACAACAACCACAGAAACUUCAACAACAACCACAGAAUCUCCAACAACCACACCAACUCCAACUACAACCACAGCAGCUCCAACAACAACCAAAGAACCUCUAACAACAACCACAGAAGCUCCGACAACCACACCAGCUCCAACACCAACCACAGCAGCUCCGACAACAACCACAGACACUACAUCAACAACAACAGACGCUACUUCAACAACGACAGCAGCUCCAACAACAACCACACCAGCUCCAACUACAACCACAGAAGCUCCAACAACCACAGAAGCUCCAACAACAACCACGGCAGCUCCAACAACAACAACAGAAACUUCAACAACAACCACAGAAUCUCCAACAACCACACCAACUCCAACUACAACCACAGAACUUCCAACUACAACCACAGAAGCUCCAACAACCACAGCAGACCCAUCAACAACCACACCAGCUCCAACAACAACCACAGAAACUCCAACAACAACCACAGAAUCUACAACAACCACACCAACUCCAACUACAACCACAGCAGCUCCAACAACAACCACAGAACCUCUAACAACAACCACAGAAGCUCCGACAACCACAGAAGCUCCAACUACCACCACACUAGCUCCAACAACAACCACAGAAGCUCCAACAACCACAGCAGAUCCAACAAAAACCACACCAGCUCCAACUACAACCACAGAAGCUCCAACAACCACAGAAGCUCCAACAACAACAACCACGGCAGCUCCAACAACAACCACAGAAACUUCAACAACAACCACAGAAUCUCCAACAACCACACCAACUCCAACUACAACCACAGCAGCUCCAACAACAACCACAGAACCUCUAACAACAACCACAGAAGCUCCGACAACCACACCAGCUCCAACAACAACCACAGCAGCUCCGACAACAACCACAGACACUACAUCAACAACCACAGACGCUACAUCAACAACGACAGCAGCCCCAACAGCAACCACAGGAGCUCCAACGUCAACCACAGAACUUCCAACUACAACCACAGAAGCUCCAACAACCACAGCAGACCCAACAAUAACCACAUCAGCUCCAACUACAACCACAAACAACCACAGCAGCUCCGAUAACAACCACAGACGCUACAUCAACAACCACAGCUGCCCCAACAAAAACGACAGGAGCUCCAACUUCAACCACAGAACGUCCAGCUACAACCACAGAAUCUCCAACAACGACAGACUCUCCAACAACCACAGAAGCUCCUUCAACAACCAUAGCAGAUCCAUCAACAACCACUCCAGCUCCAACUACAGCCACAGCAACUCCAACAACAACUACAGAACCUCCAACAACAACGACAGAAUCUCCAACAACCACAGCCGAUCCACCGACAACCACACAAGCUCCAACUACCACCACACCAGCUCCAACAACAACCACAGCAGCUCCGAUAACAACCACAGACGCUACAUCAACAACCACAGCUGCCCCAACAAAAACGACAGGAGCUCCAACUUCAACCACAGAACGUCCAGCUACAACCACAGAAUCUCCAACAACGACAGACUCUCCAACAACCACAGAAGCUCCUUCAACAACCAUAGCAGAUCCAUCAACAACCACUCCAGCUCCAACUACAGCCACAGCAACUCCAACAACAACUACAGAACCUCCAACAACAACGACAGAAUCUCCAACAACCACAGCCGAUCCACCGACAACCACACAAGCUCCAACUACCACCACACCAGCUCCAACAAGAUCCAACAACCACAGAUGCCCAUACAACAACCACUCAGCUCCGACAACAACCACAGACUCUACAUCCACUACUACAGCAGCCCCAACUACAGCCACAGGAGCUCCAACUUCAACCACAGAACUUCCAACUCAAGAAUAACCACAGAACCCCCAACAACAACCACAGAAUAUCCAACAACCACAAAUGCCCAUACAACAACUACUGUAUCUCCACCUACAACAACAGCAGCUCCAAUUAUAACCACACCAGCUCCAACUACAAUGACAGCAACUCCAACUACAACCACAGCAGCUCCGACAGCAACCACAGGAGCUCCAACUACAACCACAGCAACUCCAACAACAACAGAAUCUCCAACAACAACCACAGAAGCUCCAUCAACAAGCACAGCAGCCUCAACAACAACAGCAGAAGCUCCAACUUCAACCACAGAUCUUCCAACUAAAACCACAGAAGCUCCAACAACCACAGCAGAUCCACCAACAACCACACAAGCCCCAACAACAACCACAGGAGCUCCAAUAACAACAACAGAAUCUCCAACAACAUCCACAGAAUCUCCAACAACCACAAAUGCCCAUACAACAACCACUGUAUCUCCACCUACAACAGCAGCUCCAACAACAACCACAGCAGCUCCGACAACAACCACAGAAGCUCCAACUACAACCACAGAGGUUCCAACUACAACCACAGAAGCUCCAACUACAGCAACUGUGGGUCCAAUAACAACCACAACGGCUCCUACUACAACCUCUGGAGCUCCAACCACAACCUCUGGAGCUCCAACCACAACCGCAGUAGCACCAACCACAACCACUAGAGGAGCUCCAACCACAAUCACCACAGAAGCUCCAACCACAUCCACCACAGUAGCUGUUAUCACAACCACACCAGCAGGAACCACAACCACAUCAGAGGAUCCAACCACAAUCACUCCUGAUCCAACCAGAUCCACGCCAGCUCCAACUACAACCGUGCUAGUUCAAACAACAACCACAGGACCUCCAACAAAAACCACAAGAUUUCCAAAUACAACUGCAGCCCCAACCUUAACAACUACUGGAACUCCAACCACAACAGGAGCUCCAACCACAACCACCACAGGGGUUCUGACCACAACAAUGCCAGUUCUAACCACAAACACUCCAGCUCCAACCAGAACCAUACCACCUUCAACAGGAGCUCCAACCAUAACCACUACAAGAGGUCAAACCACAACCAUGCCAGCUCCAGGCACUACUGCUACAGGAUCACAAACCAUAACCACAUCAGAAGCUACAACUGCAACCACCACACCUCCUAUAAUAACUACAGCAGGUCCAUCAAAAACUACUGCUGUUCCAAUGUCAACUACAGCUGUUGGCCAAGUGACAACUACACAACCUACAAGUGCAUGUGCUUCAAGCCCAUGUCUCAGUGGAAGCACCUGUGAAGAACGUGCUAACCAGACUCACGUGUGCUUGUGUCUUCCGGGAGAAGUUUAUCAACAAGGCUGUCGAAAAGCCAAGGUUUUCCCUGUUCUGGUGGUGUUAGUGGACAAAUAUCUUCCUGAAAUGGCCGACAAAACAUCACAAAUAUUUAAAGAGAUUUCAGAUAGAAUUGUUAAUGCGAUUUACAACGAGUUCAAAAAUAAACAUGGAUUCAUUUUAUCAUUAGUCCUGGAGCUCCGGGAAAUACCAUUAAGGUCAAACACAGGCAACGUUGAAGCUUCAGUCCAAACCAUCUAUGAUGCAAAGUCUAACGUCACAGAAGAAAUUGUAAUAGAAACAAUGAAAAAUCUCACCUGCGACAGCUGUCCACUGCCAGGAAACUUUACAUUGAAAAACCUUUGUGGUUCCAAUCUAUGUGACGAAACAACUACAAAGUGCAAACCUACAGUGGGCAGUUACGAAUGCACAUGUUUAGAUGGUUAUAUUACAACAAACUACAGUGAAAUACUAUGCAUGGCAUGCCCCUCUGGUCAGAAAGCUGUGAACAACAAAUGUAUAAAAUGUAGCUUUGGUCGUUCUGGCAUGAACUGCAAGGAUGAGUGGUUGUUGAUUCUUGUGAUCGUUUUGCCUGUUCUCGGAUGCCUGCUUGUCGCCUCGUUGAUCGCUCUGCCACUGGUAGCACGAACAUUCAAGAGAAAAAUGUCCAAGAACAAAGAAAAAGACAUUUGGAAACCAUACGUUAUCCCUUCAUUUGGCCAGGGUCCACCAUCCUUCAGUAGCAGUGGAACCUUUUUCACCUGUAUCAAAGAACCAGAAAACAUCCUGGUAAAUUCUGGUGUCCCACAAAUCCCACGCGCCAAACUCAGCAGCAGCUGGACCGGCAAGAUCAACACGGAGAUUUCUCCAAGCAACAGCCGACAAAGCUCGUCUCCUUCAAGGAGAAACUCUAUUGGACCGGACAACAUCCCCAACAAGAACGUCCAAUCUACAAGAAACCCUUACACCCAGAAUCAAGCCACAGAGCAGACCAGACUCUAAUUGAGGAGAAGGAAGUUGGAUCUCUGUAGGAGUUCCUGUAGUGGUAUUUAUCCCAAGAUACUGCAUUACAUUGGAACUUCCUCAACGUAAACGAUAUAAACAGGAGCGCAUCAACAGAGACGUGCAGUUAAUGUUAUAAAUAUUGUAUCCUGUGCUCCUUUACUACCUUUAGCUUGUAUUGUGUGACUUCUAGUCAGGCCUGUUAAAAACUGCCAGUGUGGCUUUCAUCAUCAAAAUCAUAAGGUUUAGUUUAUAAUUUCUGCACUUUAAUCACCACGCCUCUCAGUUCUGUGUGUUAAAUGCACUAUUUAUCUUCUAUGUUUUCUGUAAGCAUUACAGGUUUAAUUUGUGCCUCGGUUUUAUAUUUAUCUACAUUUUUGUAAAUAAGAUCAACUGGAAAUUUCUUUAAAACUGUUAAUGCGUUUCAUACAAAAGUAAAAUCACCAUAACUCCAAUAAUUUGGUAUAUUUAUCAAUGUUUGCAUAACUUUUUUUAUUUUUCUUGGUCUAGUUACAGACCAAUUAUGCAUAACAUUUGAUCGCUAUGACUCUGGUGUAUUAUAGCUAACUGCUAACAGCACACUCACUGAAAAUGCUGAAUGACUGCAUGUGUGUAUGGAUAAACGAGAUGAGAACAAAUAUUCUGUUAUAAAGCACUUUAUGUAGUGUAGUUGGCUAAAAAGGUGCAAUAUAAGUACAAUAUAUUUAACUUUUUUUUGUCUAAAUGUGUUAAAACUUGUUAUAUUGUAAUAACUUAAUUUGACCACUAGAGGGCUCCAAAAUUGAAGUUUUAUAUAAAUUAUAUAUUUGUUAUCUCACAAAAUAAAAAGGAAUGCAAUUAAAGAUUUUGUUAAUGUGAUUUUUAUUCUCUUACUAUUAAAAAACUGACCAAAUUUUAGAGCACAUUAGUUGGUUUAGGGAUCAUCAAUAAAAUCCAGUCGGUCAAAAUAUAAAGACCACCACAAAUCAAUACCUUCCUGAGAUUUUCAUUGAUCCCUUCUUUCAUAUUAAUAUGUGUAUGUUUAAAUAUGUAUUAUUCUUUAAUGUCUUCCAGAUUACGAGAUCAAAAGACUUCAGAUCAAUUUUUAAUUGUGUUGCUAUGCUGGACAAUUGAAAUUCACUAAUUUCUAUUCAUUUUAUUUCAGUUCCUUUGUUAUGCUAUGUUUUUAUGGAUACAUAACUGAUCAUAUUUUCCAGUAGGUUUUUAUGUGGCUACAGUUACAGGAUUGACUAACUUUAGCCACAGUUAGUCAAGGCAGGUUGUAUGCCUGACAUCAGGUUGUAUGCCCGGUUCCAGCCUCUUUGAGCAUUAUUUCAUUUUAUUAUGUCAUUACCUCUUAAACAUACCUGGAGUGUUGCUUUUAUUCUUUCUUGGAUGUUUGGAGAAUCCUUGAAUCUCCCAGGGUGCCUAAUCUAAAUCAAAUUGCAAAGUCAAUUUUCUUUUAAGUUUUUUUUUAUAGCAGUUUUACAACAAUUGACGGUAACAUGGUUGGUUAUCCCAUAAGAUGACACUGUGUGCCUAGAAAAUACAUAACAUUUAUUUAU
Messenger RNA from Gambusia affinis (western mosquitofish), 6802 nucleotides. RefSeq names its product mucin-2-like. Bases 111 to 5258 code for a protein of 1715 amino acids. The record is from RefSeq and is a predicted model, not a curated record. Gene Ontology annotation, biological process: cell-cell junction assembly. Lineage: Eukaryota; Metazoa; Chordata; Actinopteri; Cyprinodontiformes; Poeciliidae. The transcript has 17 exons.